Styela clava is the source of this 3344-nucleotide messenger RNA. RefSeq lists its product as uncharacterized. The record is from RefSeq and is a predicted model, not a curated record. Lineage: Eukaryota; Metazoa; Chordata; Ascidiacea; Stolidobranchia; Styelidae. Gene Ontology annotation, cellular component: cytoplasm.
UAUGUUUGCUAAUAUGCAGUGAAAUUCAAAUAUAGUCUAUGUAGGGUAAAGUUUCAAUUAUUAGCAAUGCAUAAAAUAAUAGAAUUUGGAGAUGAAAAUAAACGAAAUUAAAAAAAAACACCAUGGAAUCCUCCCAAUCAACUGGAUAUAGGGAUGUAUGCCCCAUGUUUUUCUUGGGUUAUCAAAAUCUUGAUCCAAAAAGGAACAUGACACCAGAAGAUCUUAUUUUUCAAAAUAUCAAACUUGAUCAAGAGGAGAAGAUAUCCAUAUCAGAGAUGAUCAAACAGCAACCAGGAAAAUGCCUAUUUGUUUUGGAUGUACCUGAAAUCUUGGAUUAUAAAACCCGUAUUUGUGGAAAGAAAAUUUUGUUGCAGCUGAUUCAUGAAAAGUUGUUUCCUCAUGCCCGCGUCAUUACAUCUGAGAGAUAUUUCAACUCAAAUGAUUCUGAGCCUCAGAAAAUAAUAGCUUUUUGUGAUUUGACUCAUGAUUCUAUUGAAAUGAUUGCUAUGGGAUAUCUUGGGGGAACACAUGGAAUUGAAAUAAUGCAAAUUUCACAACUGAAAUCAACUUCACUCUCAUCGCUUUGCAACAUUCCAGUAUUCUUGACAUACUCCAUCAUUGGCAUAAAAACUGAUGACUAUUUUAAGCCAAGCUCAAUAUCAGAUGUUAUGAUAGGGUCGAAAAAUAUUUUGAAUAUGGAGGAUCUUCUUGGAAAAUUGAAUAUGUUAGUAUACACAGGAAUUCAUAAGAAUAAAGCAAUAUUCAAUUCUCAAGAUUUACAAAGACACCACCUUGCAUUGAAAGAAACUGGAGAUUUCACAUCUUUAAAAGUUAGGAUGCCCAAGGAAACAACUGGAGAUUUACCUGUGGAGCAACUCAUGUCAAAUUUUCUUAAUGGAGUAGAAACGCCUCAUGACAUAAUCGAAAAAUGGCGAGAACAAAAUGUACUACUACAUUGGAAUGAGAUUCAAAUCGCUCAUACAAAUGUUACAAAAUCUACAAUUGAGUUUGUUUCAAAAGUCAUCAGUAUUUCAUCUAGUAUAUUAGAAUUUGCAUUGCGUGAUGUAAACCUGACAACAGACACCAUUCUCUCUUACUUCAAGAAUUCUUUUUGCCAUAUACACGAGUUUUCAGUUAACUGCGAAGAAAACAUAUCCACUCUACUGCCUACGAUUUGCAACAUCUUAUCAAACUGCAAAUCUAAAAUACUCAACGUGAGUGAAAAUGAUAUUUCAGAAGAGUUUCUAAGAAAGUUGUCCCAGACUCUUGAUGAUACGAACUUGGUGAAGACACUCAUUGGGCUAGAUCUCAGCCAUAACACAAGUAUUCAAGACUUUUCUUCGCUAGCUGAUAUUAUGAAGAAAUUACCAAUUGAAGUAUUGAGACUGAUGAAUUGUGGAAUAAUAGAAGAAAACCUAAAAUCUUUAACCAUAAAUAUUUUUGAGGGAAAGGUAAAACAUCUGAAUCUGAGUUACAAUCCUGAAAUGACAUCUUCUUGUUUCAAAAUCAUCGUUUCUUUGCUGCAUACGAAUGAUGUUGAUUUUCUUGGGUUGAGUGAAUGCGAAUUGACCAAUGAGAAAAUCAAUGCAUUACGGGAGUCAUUGCAAUCUGGAACUUCGAUUCGUGCCUUUGACAUCAGUUAUAAUGAAUGUUUGGAGUUUGAGAACAAAUCAGACUUAAUACUGCUGAUAAAAAAUCAUAAUGUCAAAGACCUAAAUGUAUCCGGUUGUGAGCUGACGGAAGAUCAAGUUGAAUCGAUGGGAAAAGCUUUACAAGGGCAUAAGUUUGAAACACUAAACAUCAGUGACAAUGUGUCAAUACGUGAUGGUGUUAAACAUGUUGGCGAAAUGGUUGGAACUUGUCCUAUUGUCAAUCUCGAUAUGAGUGAAUGCAUGUUCAACACAAGACAGCUGAAUUCUUUCGUGGACGAACUUGGUUCUUCUCAGUUGAAGACUCUAAAUAUCAGUGAUUCAAAGCGAUAUGUGGACACUGAGUAUAUUAAAGUUGUCUGCAAACUUGUUCCAAAAGUUAAAAAAGAGUUAACUGUAUGCUUCUCCCGCAUGUCUGAAGGUUGCUUGGAUUUGUUGCAAACAACAUUGGAUCAUACUGGCAACAAAAAUCUUCGUAUUACAUAUGGCUACAAAACUGACAGCAUCAAACCAAUAAACAACAUCAAGUUCACUCCUUCUAUCGACAUGCGGAAAUAUCUUGUAUACAAAACCAAUGUACUCUCAUGAUGUUUUGUUGUAUGGUUCACUGUAAUAUUCAUUAUAGCCAGUGUUUUAUAUUAAGUACAUGCAUUACUGGUAAGAAAUAAAUGAUAUUGAUAACGGCCGCACAUUUGUUUAUGACUUUAUGGAAUAUAUUUGAUAGCAAGAACAAAACAUUGUGCAUUGUUUUACCUUGCCUCUUGAUAUCAAAUGCAUUUAAUAGAUAGAAGUAGACAAUAUACCCGUUUAUUAUUGCCUGUAAACUUGUCAAACUUAUAUUCUAUGUUUCUUACCUGUCAUGACUGUACUUUCUGAGCAAUAUGCAUUGCCUUCUGUUGAUGUAAUUCACCUCAGUUGUGCGAAUUACCAAUCCCAUGUAUGGGUUUUUUGUUUUGUACUUUUUAAGAUAAACAAUAGCACUUAUGACCGCUGAAAAAUAUUAAUUUACUUCAACUAACUUUAACCUAUAUCCCUAUUGUUCCGUCAUUUGUUUUUGUGGAUCCAUAUUCAUACAUGGAACAAUCAAUAGUUAACUAUUCUUAUACUGAAUAGUUGACAUAGAUAUCCACUUAUUUAUUUAAACAAUAAUGCACGACUGAUGAAAACAUGAUUUUAUUUAGUUAUCAGCCGUUUCUCUGCCCAUACAGGCACUUUUCUGAAAUCGGACAACAUACGAGUAUAUAUAUAUAUGGUAUAGAGGUAUAUAUGGCUACAUUGUUUAUCUAGUAACAAUAACUAAAAAGUGUCUGAUAGUACAUAAAUCUUAUCAUUUAUAGAUUUUGCUCUUUAUACUUUCCCUAAUAAGUCAAUUCCUGAAACGACCGUCGUUUUACAAUGUUUCGUAUCUAAUUCACAUCCCAUGCAAUGAAAUGUAGCACCAUAGAUGCUUUCUCAAACAAGUUUUAGAGACAUAAAAACAUUUUAUUUUACGACAUUGCCCAUAGGACAGAUUCAUAAUCAUAAAAUCAUAUCAAAAUAUGCUUUUAAUAAGAAAAGGCUUAUCAUAUCCACGUAUGGAACAAUUAUCUGGUUAACUAGUAUUAUUUUCGACUAGUGCAAGGAACCGCACGACGUCUGUGCUCCUUUUUCCGAAAUAAGUAAACCUAGAAGUGGCAGAAAAAAAAAAAAAAAAAA